Messenger RNA from Labrus mixtus (cuckoo wrasse), 833 nucleotides. RefSeq names its product proline rich 13 (gene prr13). NCBI's taxonomy places the organism in Eukaryota, Metazoa, Chordata, Actinopteri, Labriformes, Labridae. The record is from RefSeq and is a predicted model, not a curated record.
CACUGUGCGUGGGCGGGCGGGGCUUCCUCGUGCUUACAAGAAUCUGCUGUUUCCGUGCAGCUGGAUGCGGAAGAAAAACAAGGAGCACAGAGUUCCUGGAAAAAAACUUAAACAGACCAGAGGCACUUUCCUCAGGAUUUUGUGUAAGAACUGAGGUAUUUGACCUGUAAAGUCCAUACAGAUUACCAUGUGGCCAAACCAAGGUCCUCCACCAAACCCAGCCUACCCUCCUGGCUACAAUCCUGCAUUUCCCUCUGCUCCUGCUCCUGGUCUCUUUCCCCAACCUUCAAAUCCAGCAUACCCCGCAGGCCAGUACCCCGCAGGCCAGUACCCCGCAGGCCAGUACCCCGCAGGCCAGUACCCUGCAGGCCAGUACCCAGCUGGAGUGAGACCAGGCAUGGUACCACCAAAUGUAACUCCAGGUGCGAUGCCUUUCGGAGCUCCUGGGCUUCAUCCUUAUCCUAUGGCUCCAGGUGGAUUUCCAGGGGUCCCUCCUGCAGGUGUUCACCCAGGUCUAUUCCCACACUCUCCUAAAGGUGGUCACAAAGGCCACCACAAAGGUCACCACAAAGGUCACCAUAAAGGUCAUCAUCAUGGAGGACUAAAUCCCAUGGCUGGAGGAAUGGCAGGAAUGGCAGGAAUGGGGAUGGGGGAUGGGAUGGGGACAGGGAUGGGUGGACAUAAAGCCCACAAAAAGAUGAAGAAGCUGAAGAAAGGACAUAAGGGGAACAAGCAUAACAAACAUGGCAAGGUGAGAAUGUGUUUUAUGCUGCGACAUUUGCAGCAGGUGAACUAUUGAAGUGUCAUUGUGAAAUAAAAAGAUAAAACUAGAA